AUGGUUUCAGUGGACAGCACCAUGAACAGCACCAUGUCCAGCACCAUGUCCAGCACCAUGUCCAGCACCAUGUCCAGCACCUGCCGCUCUCUGCAGCCGGAGCUCUGGCAUCCCUCUACCUUGCAGCUCUUUCACGGUCAUCACGUCACCCCCACUCCCCCAGAGCCCAUGCUAAAGUUACCGUGGGGGGAGGGGGUCGAGAGACACGCACAAAGCAAGGGAAAAGCUGCGGGAGAGAGAGCGGGGAUCUGGGAGCUUGCGUGCACGAGUAAAAGGCUGAGAGAAGGAGAGAGCGGAGCCUUGGAGCGGGCCGCCCUGGACUCCUUAUACGCGCUGAGGUGCAUCAUGCCCGGCUGGAAGAAAAACAUCCCGGCCUGCCUCCAACCGGACCAAGAGGGUGGUAAGGGCAGAAUUUUUCAGGUUUACACCGAGCGAGCGACCGGCGAGCUGGUGCGAGUGCGCUACAUCGCGAUCUUUCCCAUGGGCAGCGUGGUUACUGCUGCCGGUAAAGCGGAGCAGGCGGUGUUCGAGGAAACCAUUGCAAGUUACUGUGGACGAAGUGUUGUGUCGUAUCUGACGCAAGGGGUGAGGUUAGCGUGA
Knipowitschia caucasica is the source of this 600-nucleotide messenger RNA. The record is from the annotation of a GenBank genome assembly. NCBI's taxonomy places the organism in Eukaryota, Metazoa, Chordata, Actinopteri, Gobiiformes, Gobiidae.